CCAUCCUCAGCCAAAGGCCCAUCCUCAAACUCAUCCUCAGUCAAUGGCCCAUCCUCAAACCCAUGGCCAGGGUAAAACCCAUAUUCAGUCGAUGGCCUGGCCAAGUCAGGCUGAAUCUUUGACUCAACAUCAAACCCAGACUCAACAUGUUGUCCAGCCUCAGGUUCAUUCUCAGCCUAUGACUCAGUAUUCUACACAUGCUCAACCACCAGUCCAGCUCCCAGGACAAAUCCUGCAGGGCCAGCUUCAGGCUUGGACUCAAGUCAGAGCCUCAUCUCCAAUAUCUGUCCAGCAUCCUCAGGCUCAACCUCAGCUGUUUCCACAGGGUUACCCCCAGGCACAAUCUCCAUCCCAGCAGUGGACACACAAACACGAACUACAAAAUCAAGCCUUUAACCAGCAGAGACAUCCCACUCCUCCAUCAUACAUUCAGCAAACAGAUCAAGCUUCACAGGCUCAGGCCUAUUCAACAGUUCAGGUUCCACCACAGUGGAUCCAAACUGGGCCCCAGCAAGGACCUCAGAUAAGGACCCCUGGGUAUUCUCACAUGGGGCCAUUAUAUACUCAUCCUGAAAGACAGCCACAAAUACAACACCAAGCCUUGGCUCAAACACAACCCCAGAUGAGGCCCCAAAGUCCCAUGCAACAACAGAUGAGAUCUUAUAAUAUUGUUCAGACACAAGGCCAAGUACAGCCGCAAACUUCUGUUCGCCAGCACCAGCCUUAUCCACCGUCUCCCUCUCAGCAAUGUUCACAGGUCCCACAUCAGCCUGAAUCUCAGCAUCAUCCUCAGACACAAAUUCAAAUACCUCAACAAUCACAAGUGCCACAUCCAACCCAUCCUCAGUUUCCUUCACAGCCCCAGGUCCAAACAAAGCUGCAGGCUUCAGCCCAAACACUCAUUCACACACAGCCACCGGUACAAGCAAAGCCCCAAGCUCAGACUCAGCCACCUCCUCCACAACCCAAACAUCAGACCCAGCUCCAACCACAGCUUAAAAUUCAGUCAGCAGCUCAACCAAAAGGUGAAAUGCCUUCACAGCCGAAGCCUCUUGACCAGUUAGCCCCACAACCAGAGGCUCAAUCCACAACUCAAACUAAGACUGGAUCACUGCCACAAUCUGUACCUGAGGUCCAGUUGCCACCACAACCCACAGUUCAGUUACCAACCACACCAAAGGAUGGAUCACCUCAACAGUCCAAGUCACAGCCCCAAACAGCACCACAACCUGAGACUCAAAUACCAACUCAACCGAAGGUUCAUUCACAAAGCCAAACUAAGACUGGAUCACUGCCACAACCUGUACCUGAGCCCCAGUUGCCAACACAACCCACAGUACAGUUACCAACCACCCCCAAGGAUGGAUCCCCUCCACAGUCCAAGUCACAGGCCCAAACAGCACCACAACCUGAAACUCAAUCACCAUCUCAAACAAAGGUCCAGUCACCAACACAACUCACGUCCCAAUCUAUGCCACAGCCCAUACCUCAGGCACAGCCGCCACCACAGCCCCAACUUCAGGCUCAGUCACCACCGUUACCCAAGGCCCAACCUAGCACACAUUCCAAGGUUCAAUCACCCCCACAGGCCAGACCUCAGAUCCAACCACUUCCUCCACAGCCCAAAACACAACAGUCCCAAACCAUUGUGCUCUCUCAGGUCAAUGUGCUACCUCAGUCCCAGGCGGAGUCACCUGACCUCAUCAAACCCCCGGCGCUGGCCCAGGCACCUCCACAGGCUUACACAGAGGCUUACGCCAAGGCCCAGGCUUUGGCCAGAAACGGCUUUGAGGAGGCUAAGCACUGCCUGCAGGAGCACAUCCUGGAAGCCAUCAACGUCUUCAGAGACAAACGCAUAUCAGCCGAACAGGUGUCAGUGAAAGAGGAGACCCUGAAGACCUUGGACCCAGAGUUGCUGGAGGAGUUCCUGAGAGCAGCCAAGGGCAUGGAGGCCUUCUGUACCCCCCCACAGCUCAGAGACAUGGAGUUCUUCACCCAGUCCGUCAGAUCUCAGUGGGAGGCCGUGAGAGCUGAGAUCUCAGGCUUUUUGCCACAAAUACGGUUUGAAGUAACAAGGAGAGACUUUAACUCAGCUGCUGGUCAGUGUGAGAUGCACUUAAGCUCCCGAUUAGACAAAGAAAUCCAGGCUUGUUUUGCAGUGGAUGGCAGCUUUGCCCAGGCGGGGCAGCACCUCCAGGCCCUGAAGGAGUUGUGCGACACCCUGAGCCCGGAGGACGCUCACCGCCUCGCCCAGACGCAGCUGAGGGAGUGUGAGAAGAGGCUGGCGGCCAUCCAGCACCAGUUCAGCGGAGACCAAGACGCACCACUCCCUGAUCCGAGGAUCCCUGUUGCCUUCAGUGAGGACGUGACCACACAAGAGGAGCACGAGAUACCUCAAGUCUCAGCUGAGGUCUCCCAGGUGACAGUGCAGACGGUCAGUGUGGAGAGGAGGGAGGUUGAGAAGCAGACGUCAGUAGAGGAGGACAUCACCAAGAAGGAGGCUUUAGAGAGAUAUGAGAAUUGUAAGAGGACCAUACAAGCCCAGCUUUCUAAAAACGAACAGAGCCUGAAGGACAUCCCCUCGGACUCCAUCUCGCUGAAGGGCUUACACACACGUCUGCAGGAAAUACAGUUCUUGAGGCAGGAGACGGAGUCCCUGUGGUCCGAGUAUGGAAACCUGUGCUCCCAGUGUUCCCAGUUGGGUGGAAACACCGGUCUGGAGCAGGAGAAGGCGGAGCUGCAGGAGCAGUGGCGCACGCAACAGUGUAACCUCCAGAGGAGAGGCAGCUCGCUGGGCGCUGCCCUCAGACAGGUUGACUCCACCGAGAACCACAUGGUGGACUUCACCGACCGUCUGGACCGGUACCUGAGGCAGCCCAAAGACAUCAGCGCCUUCACACUGGCCAACACCAACAUCCUGAAAGAUAUUAAGGAACUAGAUGAGAACAUCCAGAGUGAGCUGGACCAGCUGUCCCGUCUGGACCCUGAGUCCAGCGAUCUGGACCCCAGGGACUGUUUCCCUCUGUCCCGCGAGGUCGAGACCCACAGAACCAGCCUUGAUCAGCUCAGACAACAGGUUCGCAAGAGUGAGGCCUCCGCCCGCGCCCUCGACCGAUUCCUCAUGUCACUACGCACUGUGGAUGAAGACAUCUCCGGAGUCCAAGGCGCCCCCUGCAGUGAUUCUACGAUACUGCAGGACGGUCGAUCCAAGCUGGCUCUGAUCAGGCAGAGCAUCGACAGUCUGAAAGAAAAGGCGCCUCAGCUGGAUCUGCUCCUGCAGGGAGCCAGGCUGACGGUCACCAGGGAUGGUGUCCCGGCCUCCUGCCUGGACAUGGUGACGGCUCUGCUGAGGCGGCUGGAGGAGGCUGACAGUGGGUUGGCCAUUCAGCAGCAGGGGCUCGUCAAGGAGACCCAGAAUAAAUCCCUGGGCCUGAGGAAGAGGGCGCUGCUCGCGGAGCUGAGGACGUUGCAGGAUAUGAUUGAAACACAAGGCCUGAAGGAGCCCAACAUACCUGCAGUGCACCACAGGCUUCGUGCCCUGUCAGAUCUGGAGGUCCAGCUGCAGGCCCAGCAUGCCGAGCUCCAGAACCUCCGUGAACUUCAGGAGAAACAGGGAGGAGGAGAACACCUCAUGCAGGAGCUGGAGACGCAGUGGAAGGACACUCACAAAGGUUUUUCUGACAGGAAGAAGCGUUACACCGUCCUGCUGGAGAAUCUGAAGAAGUUUCAGAGCUGCUGGAGUCACCUGAGCAACACCCUGCAGAGAGUGGAGCAGACCAUCGGUGAUCAGGCCUCCUACAUGGGCAAAGACAACCUGCAGAGAAGUAUAACCAAGUUCAUUGACAUCAAGGAGGAGCUGACUGGUCUCAGGGAGCGUAUGGAGGAGAUGAGAGGUGUUAGCAAGCAGCUGCAGUCACAACUGAAGACGAUCCCAGACUGCAGCGAGUCUGCGUACGAAGCCGAGGCUGACACUCUGAUGGACAACUGGCUGGACGUCACAGAGAAGACGGACGCGUGCAUGGACAACCUCAAAGUGGGACUGGAGCUGUGGGAGAAGCAGCUGAUGCUCGGCGGGGAGGUGGACAACUGGGCAGGAGCGAAGCUCGCCCUGUUUGCAGCGAGCCAUCCCUUCUACAACGAGCAAGACGUUCUUGCCAUGAAGGAUGAGAUCCAAGCAAAUGAGGAGAACAUUGAACAUUUCCACAAGAAGUCAGUGGAGAUCCAGGAGAUGCUGCAGAGUCAGGAGGCUCCGCUGGAACUACAGGUGAUGGAAACCCAGCUGAGGAAGAGGAUGGAGCAGGUGAAGGAGCUGUUCACCGACUGCACAGACGUCUUUGAGGAGCUGAUAGCUGUGAAGAAACACCUCGCUGAGAAGAUCGACGAGUGUCAGUCAGCUGUGCAGAACGUCCAGUGUUCUCUGAGUAAGAUCGAUGCUUCCGGACCAAACGUCGAGGUCCAGAUACAGGAUCUGGUUACUGAUCUGGAGACUCAGGAGCAACAGGCCGAGGCUGUGUUGAAGGAGGUGGGGUUGGUUUCCAGUGUGGCCAGUCCCCAGGCGCUGGAAGCUCUGUCUGUGGACUGCAGCCGACUGAGAGAAGCCAUCUCCCGCACCAAGGACAUGAUUCACCUGAAGAGAGAGGAACGGGACAAGGGCCUGCUCAAAGUGCUCAAAGAUGAGAGGCAGUCCUUCGAGGAAUGGUUCCAGGAUUUGCAGCUUUGUGUCAACGAGUGCUUCGAAAACCCUGAGAGCAAAACAGAUGUGGAGACGUCUCUGCAAAGACUCACCGCUUUCUUAAAAUCCAAGGAUGCAGAGCGACGUCUGGAUCAGAUGAAAGUUCAGCUGGAGAAAGGCAGAGAGCAGAUUCCUCCCCAGCAGCUCUCUGAGCUCAGCGGCUGGAUGAAGGAGCAGCAGGAGGAGGUGGGAACGUUCAGAACCCACUGCCACAACAGGCAGCAGCAGAUGGCGUCACUGCUCAGUGACCUGACCAGUUUACAAAAGCAGCACGACAGCUUCCGCGAGUGGCUGCAGACCAAAGAGAAACAGUCUGUGGCGUCGGACAAACAGAGACGACUUCUCAAAGAGCUUCAGGAUGAGAGUGGUAGAGCGGAGACCAUCAGUGAGCUGUUAGCAUCAGUGCGCAGACAAGGCUUCAGAGCUGAGACCCUCCUGAAAGACGGCGAUAACCUGAUUCAACGCUACAGAAACCUGGAGGCUCGGCUGCAGAAGCAGGCCAAGGCCCAGAGUGACCUGGAGGGGGAGUGCGACAGGUUCGAUACCCAGGCUGAGAGCACCAGGACCUGGAUCAGAGACCUCAUGCAACCCCUCAGCUCCACCGGCAGAGACGUCCAGACGGAGGAGAUGAAGUGCAAAGCACAGACGAUCCUGAGCUCCAAACCCGAGGGAGACUCUAAGAUGAACAACCUGAGAAGACAAAGCCAGAGUCUGUGUGAGAAGGAGGAGCUGGACGAGAGCAGGAAACAACAGGUCCUCCAGUCGGUCAGAGAAGCAGAGGAGCAGUGGACGGCCGCCCUGCAGACGGCAGAGGAGGCUCUCAACAAGGUGGAAGCCCAAGCUCUGUUGGACAAAGACACGAGAGCUUUCAAAACCCAGAGUGAAAACGUCCAGUCCUGGAUAAGAGACCAGGAACAGAACCUGCAGUCUGUCGGCGGACACAUGCCGGCCGAGGAAAAGCUGCAGAUCGCACAAGCUACUCUCAACUCCAAACCUGAGGGAGAGUCAAAGCUCCACGAUCUGAAGCAGCAGGGUCAGAGACUGUGUGACAACCAGGCGAUGGACGACAGCAGGAGACGAGAGGUUCAGGACGCAGUCAGACACGGAGAGGAGCAGUGGAGGAAAGUGAUGAAGGCUGCAGAGGAGGCUCUCCACAAGGCGGAGACCGAAGCUGCGUCCGACAGAGAGUUCGAUUCUUUCAAAACCCAAAGUGAAGACACCCAGACCUGGAUGAAGGAGCAGAAGCAGAAGCUGUUGUCCCUCGGUGGUCACAUGCAGUGUGAGCAGAGGUUACAGGUUUCACAGGCCGUUUUGAGCGCUUCGCCCGAGGGUGAGUCGAAGGUGCUGGACCUGAAGAGAGGAGGCGAGAGUCUGAGCGACGGCCUGGAGCAGAGCAGGAGGUCCGAGGUGCAGCAGCUGGUGGAGAACGCGGAGCAGCAGUGGAGGAUGGUGCUGCAGGCUGCCGGGCAGGCCGAGCUCAGAGGUCUCUCAGACGACUUCGACACGCAGAGUAAAGACACUCAGUCGUGGAUCAGAGACAGACAACAGAAGUUACAGUCUGCGGGUUGUCUCUCGCCACCUGAGGAGAGAUGUCGCACGGCUCAGAGCGUCUUGGGCUCCAGACCUGAAGGCGACUGUCAGGUCAACAAUCUGCGGCGGCGAGGCCAGAGCCUGUGUGACCACAGCGACGCAGACGAGGGCAGGAGGCUGCACGUCCAGCAGACGGUCCGAGACACGGAGGAGCAGUGGAGGGCGCUGCUGCAGGCGGCCAAUCGGAUCAAGGACGACGCAGACGCUCAGAUCGUCAAGGAGACGGGGAGGAGGAGCCUGGAGUUGAGAGAAUUCGAUGCCCAUGAGCAGGACACCAGGCGCUGGCUCGCAGACUUCCAACAGCGAGUGAGCUCACUGGGCAGCAGAACCAAGGCUGAGGACAAGCUGCUCACAGCACAGGACAUUUUGCUCUCCAAACCUGAAGGAGACUCCAAACUCCAGGAGCUGAAGAGACGAGGCCUGAGUCUGAGCGGACAGGACCUCGAGGGACAGAAGAAACAGGAGGUUGAGAGCAGAGUGAGAGACGCUGAGGAUCAGUGGACCGGAGUCCUGCAGGAGGCCAAACAGGCUCUGGAUCAGGCUGAGAAGCAGUGUGCUCUGGAGGGCCGGCUGAGGGAGUACGAGACCCAGAGAGAGAGCACCAGAGCCUGGCUGCAGGACAAGCGGCAGAGCCUGGUGUCUCUGGAUGCUCAGAUGGAUCCAGAGGAGAAGAUCAUGACUGCACAGACCAUCCUGAGCUCCAGGCCCGAGGGCGACUCCAAGCUGACCGAGCUGAGGAGACACAGCCAGAGUCUGUCAGACCAGGAGGACCUGGAGGAGGACACGAGACGAGAGGCCGAGCAGACGGUGAAAGACUCGGAGGAGCAAUGGAGGACGGUUCUUCAAACAGCCGAGAACACGAUGAAGAAAGCCGAGGUCCAGUACUCGCUCUCCAGGGAAAUGGAGGCCCUGUGUGCCCAGGCAGGAAGUACCAGACGCUGGGUUAAAGAUCUGCAGGACCAGGCCGACUCCAAAGGGAAAGGCCCUCGGGGAAGUCAGGCUCAGCUGGAGGACAGGCUGAGCACAGCACAGGUCAUUUUAAGCUCCAAGUCGGACGGUGAGGCUCAAGUGACGGAGCUGAAGAGACGAGCUCAGAGUCUCUGUGAACAAACAGACCUGGAGGGGGGGAAGAAGCUGGAGGUUCAGCAGAAGGUCUCAGACAUCGAGGAGCAGUGGAGGACGCUCCUUCGUUCUGCUGAAGAAACUCACAGAGAGCUGAAGGGUGUCGUGAAGCAGCUGGUGUCCUGUCGACACAAGCGAGGCCAGGCCGAGGCCCGACUGGCCGAGCUCCAGAAGCAGACGUCCGACCUGCCGCUCAUCUUCCCCUGGCCGGGCCUGGGCGAGCGGCGGCAGGCGGUGGAACAGGCGCAGGCCCUGCUCGACCGGAGCACGGCCCUGGCCCCCGUCCUCUCAGACGUUUGUACGAAGGCUGCGAAGCUGUUUGAGAUCACACAGGACCGAGACUGGGCCGAUCCGUCCGGGGCAGCGAAGGAGGAGUCGAUCCCUGCUCUGCUGAAGGAGCUGACGGCUGCUGAAGCUAACCUGGAGCAGGGCAUCCUGACGGAGAGGCAGUGCACUCAGCUGGUGGAGCAGCAUGAAGCAGCUCAGGACUGGCUGAGGGAGCACGUGAAAGGCCUGGGAGCUCCUCCAGAGGACAGACAGGGUCUGCACGGUGCUGUCAACACCCUGAAGGCUUUGCUCCAGACAGUGGACAGGGAGCAGAGAGAGAUGAAGGAGCUGGACUCUGCCAGAGACAAGCUGCUGAGCCUCUGUACCCCCGGAGGUCGGGAUUCACUAACACUGGAGGUCAGACAGCUCCACGACCUCUGUGACUCCUCGGAGCAGGAGGUGAGGGAGCGUCUGAUGGCCUGCGAGCUCCGGCUGGAGGAGCUGGAGCAGCAGGCGGCCAAGAGGGGCCAGGAGCUGAAGGAGCGAGCUGCAGCUCUGCAGUGGGAGCUCCGCUCUCUGGACCAGGCGCUCAGCUACAGUGAACCACAGCACAACAUCACUCAGCUGCAGCAGCACUGGCACAGCCUUCAGAACUGUGGGAAGUCGCUGGAGGAUUUGGGGGUUAAAGUUCACGAUCUCCACCAGGAAGUGAAGUCAACACCUUCCACCAAUGAGCUGCCGUCAGAAACGAUCAGUGUGGUUGAAUCCUUAUGCCAACAACAUGACAGUCUGAAAUCCCGGCUGAGUGAGCAUCAGGACGCCUGCUCCACAAACACAGCUCGCAGUCUGACGGACUGUGUUCAAGCCCUGCAGCAGUGGAAUCACAGCAAACCAUCGGAGUCCAUUUCUUCUGUGCAGGUGACAUUAGAGGAAGGUGAAAAGUUGCAGGUCGGCCUGCGGGAGGCGCUUUCUCACCAGCAGUUUCUAGCAGGGUGUCUGAGGCCAGUUGUUUUUGAGAAACUGAAGAAAGACGGUUCAGAGACACUCAGACAAGCAGAUGCACGUCGAGGUUCUCUAACCCAGAGCUUAAAGGAACUUGAAGACAAGAAGAAACAAAAGCUGGAUGACAUUCAGUCCAUUGACCUAGAGGAGACAAAGACUUCAAUGAUGGCACCGCCACGAAAGAACAAGCGCUCACCUGAGAAGAAAUCUUCAAAAACUCGUCCAUUAACAGAAACAACUACGUCUUUUGAGGAAAAAUUGACUCUUCAUGUCAUAGAGGACAGCGCAAAACAAAUCUACCAACAGUUUAAAAACACAAGGAUUCAUGUCACAGUGGAGCGUGAUGAAGCUGAGCAAGUUAAAGCUGUUGUUGAGGAACAGAGACUCAUCCAGAAGGUCAAUGAAAAGUCUGUGUCUGCUGUUAGGGAGGAAACUACACCUGUUCCAUCCAGAAGAAAGACCAAAGCUUUGACCACUGAUACAGAGCCUGUCCAAUAUAAGGUGGAGACAGCAGCAACCGUUAUUCUGGAUGUAUCAAAACCAUCAAUUCCUGCCCCUGUGUCUAAGGAUGUUGCAGAGAAAGUGGAUGAGACCCUGGAAAGCUCCCUUACAAAGUCACUCGCAGAACAAGCUAGGACCACGGCCAAGCUCGGAGAUACCAGUAAAGAUGCAAUACGUUCAGAAGUGUCUUUAGAGAUUACUGAUGCAAAACCUACACCGAUCAAGGAUGACUCUGAGCCCAUCACGAAAACCGAUGCUAAACAACCUAUGUCUGUACCAAAGAUUUCACAGGUGAUCACAGAGCCAACUGAAGCUGCUGAUCUAGACAAAAGUAAGCUCUUGCCAAAGAAAAGAAAGUCAAAGAGUCAAAAACCCACUGACGAGCUUGACAGCCAGAUGUCUUUGACAUACAAGGAGCAAGCUGAAGCUGCUCCUAUGGACAAAACUAUUAUUAUACCCAGCGGAAAGUCAGAGGUUCUAGGUCUUUCAAUUGCUCCAGAGCCAGUGUUGGCAGCUGAAAGUUCUACAUGUGUGGUUAAAGAGCCUGAAAAGCCACUUGAAAUUGCUGUUCUAGAACAAAUUGAGGUUUUACCACCCAAGCGAAAGUCAAAGAGUCCAAACCUUCCUGAAAAACACACCGACCAGCAGAGGAAAGGGGAAUCUGAUCGUGUGGAACCUGAAGAUGGAAAGAAAGAGCCCGACAACCUGAAGUCUUCUUCAACUUCACAGGAGGUCUCAAUAACAACUGAAACCAUUUUCAAAAUUUCUCCAACCAAAAGAAGAUCAAAGGGUCCAACGCUCUUCCCAGAACAAGAUACCAAGGAGGGAGCCGAUACUAAACAAGAGCCUGACAGUCAGAAACCUUCCAGGGAGCCACCUAAAGAGGUUGUGGAAGAAACUAAAGUUAUACCGAUCAGGAGGAAGUCAAAGACUCUGGAGGUUUUCACAGAAACCGAGAAAGUAUCUCCCCAUGAUAGAAUUUCAUUUAUGGAACCUAAGGAAACAACACAAGAAGCUGAAAAGGAUCCCACAGUUACAGAUAUUGUUGCUGAAACUGCUGUUGUGGAGAAAAGUAAGUUUCUACCACCCAGGAGAAAGCCAAAGAGUUCAGAGCUUCCUCUUCAACUUGCUGAGACUGAGGUACCUCAGACGGUGGAAGAUCCAGAGGGUCAGAAGGUGGGUGUGGCCACAAACAAGGUUUCCCCAACCACAAGAAAGUCAAAGGGUCCAAAGGUUUCUCCAGAUCUUCCUCACAAGGUAGAAACACAUGCCAUGGAAAAGCCAGAGAGUCUGAUUACUGAAGCUGCUAUUGUGGAGGAAACAAAGGUUAUACCUAGCAGGAGGAAAUCAAAGGAGCAUCCUGACAGCCAGAAGCCAGAGGUGGUUACAGGACCAGCUGAAAUGGUUGUAGAAAAGGUGUCUCCAACCAAAAGAAAGUCAAAGGGUGCGAAACAUCUCACAGAGGUUGUCACCAAGGAUGUGGCAGAGAUCACAAAAGAGCCAGAUGUACAGAAGUCUCAAACUGAGACUGUCAUUAUUGGGACUACUGAUGCAAAGUCUACUAAAUCUAGGGAAGAACUCCAAAGUGAAAAGGCUACUUCAACUGCACAGGUAGUCGUGGGAGUACCUGGAAGUACUAUUGUGGAAGAAGUUAAGCUCCUGCCACCCACAAGAAAGUCAAAGGAUCCAAAGGUUUCUCCAGAGCUUCCUCACAAAGAGGAAACCCAGGCCAUGGAAAAGCCUGACAGUCAGGAGACAUUUUCUAUCACAAUUAGAAGUGCUCACAAUGAACCUGAGCAAACUAAGAAAGAAUCUGAGAGUCCAGUGGUUGCUAUGGUUCCAGAGGCUUUACCUGUUCUGCAAAUUUCCUCACAACAGAUACAAGGACCAAAGACCACAAGUCAGAAAUCUGAGCUCAGUGACAUCAAGCCCGGAGUCAACAAGGAUGUGAAGUCAGAGAUUACUGUUCAGGUUCAAGGCACUUAUGAUGUUCAGGAGUACUCAGAAACAAAGUUGGCCACAAUCAUUCUCGGCACAUCUGAGGUUUUCGUGAUUGCCGAUACUCACCCACUUAAAGUGGAUACUCCAUCUCAUGCAGAACCCCUGGAGUCUAUUUCAAGUACCUUGCCUAAACUUGCAGUCUCUGAUUCACAGGAACCUAAAGACAAAUCUGAAAAAGCCCCAGAACAAACCAUUACUAAGUCUACCGACCAGAGUAAGACGCCUGAAACACAACCUCAUCUUUCUUCCAAGCCUACAGAUGCACCAUAUGGAGCAGAUUAUGUUGACAAACUAUGGAAAAAUACAGCAGAGAUUCAAAGGAGAUAUUUGAUUCUCGAUAUGCCCGACAUAGGAAUUCCUCAGACACGUGACAUAAAAGAAGUUGACCCAAAAGCUGGAAGUGACUCCUCUCAGCCUCCUUCUGUUGUUUGUGCAGUGGCGCAGCCUCAUGAUACAGAGGUGGAUGUGGCAGGAAUAAGCCCGACUGAGCAAGAAAUAAUGAAACUAAGUGAAACUCUGAGUCAGCUUAAGCUCACACAAGAAAGACACAAAGAGGACAAGCAACAAGGUUCCCCAGGGACCCUGUUUGAAAAAUCUGCUAAGAUUGAUCGAAGCCACAAUGUGGCAGAAGUGAAUGUUUUGCAAAUGACUACAAAACCUGAUAUAAACAAAAAAGAAAUCAUAAAAGUCUCAAAAGAAAAAGAGGAUGAGGUUGACUUGAUGAAAGAAUCGGUUGUCCUGUGUGAAGCAGUGCCAGAGAGCAAGGAUGUGACUUCCACUAAUGCACAGCUGGAGAAGACUGCAGUUAAGAAGACCGUGAUGAAAAUGCAAGAGAGCGGCAAUGAAUUUCCAGACACCAUGGCUCAACCCACCUCACCUGCUUCUGAAGUAUCGACACCAGAUCAGGAAGAGACCACAAGUGAAAAACUCAAAGUGGUGAAGGAACAGGGUGUCCAAGAGCAGCCUCCGACAGUGUGGACAUAUUUCAUGGAUGAAAAGUCUCUCAAGGUGGAGAAAAUCCACUCGGGGCCUGAAGUCUGCAUUUUGCAACUAGAUAUAGAGACAGCUACAGAGGAGCAUGGAAAUCAAGAGCCAAGAAUAGAGAUUCAAACAAGUAUCCGAAGUGAAGAAGUGCCAGAAAACAAAGAUAAGACCUUUGCUGAUGUUGAGCCAGAGAAAGCUGCAGAUGUGAUGACUGAGAUAAAGCUGCAAGGAAUCAGAACUGAAUGUCAAGACAAUGUGACUCAAAGGGACUCGGCUCCACCUACUUCUGUUGUUUCUGAAUUAUUACAACCAUAUGAGACAGAGACAGAAUUUAUAGAAAUUAACUUAUAUGAGCAAGAAACAGUAAAGUCAAGUCAAAGGGAAAUUAAGAUAGAAUUCUUGAAAACCACACAGGAUAGAACAACAGAGGUCAAGGAGCAAGGGGUCAAAGAAGAGCAUCCUGAACCGUCCAUUCAUGGUAUGGACGAUGUAACCGGGAGCCUGGAUGAAAAGUCUGUUAAGAUCGAGAAAAUCCCCACGGAGCCUCAGGAACACCUACGCAGUGGUGAAAAGAUAUCCCCAGCUCAGAAAUCGUCAACGCACGUUAGCCUGGAAGAAGUAACCCGGGAGGAAGGAUUAGCUGCUCGGGAAAACAAAGAAGAAGAACGUGUUGUGAAGAAACAAGGUGUGGAGUCGGCAGAAAGCUCCGGCAUCGGGAGAAUCUUCCCAGAAAUGCAGCUACUCUCAGGAACAGGACCCAGCAGUGAAAUCACUGAGGUUAAAUCCCACGAUGAUACUCCAGAGACUCUGAUUACGUCCACCACUGACAUGGACGAGCGUGUGAACAGACUGGUGUCUCAAAUCUUGAGCUGCAGGAAUCGCCCAGCUGAGCUUAGCCCAGCAGCCAUGGCCCGGCAGGUGGAGGAGGCGCAGCAGUGCAGAGAGUCCGCCCAGGCCCAGGGGUCGUUACUGUCCCAGCUGAGAGGAGCUGAAUCUACGGACAGAGACUCACUGGAGCACCUGGAGGAUGAGUGGAGCGCUGCAGCUCAGGAUGCAGCUGCCGUCAUCCAGAGCAAAGAGGCCCAGCUGGAGCUUGUGAUGGAUUACGGCCGACAGACGCAAACAGCCCAGACCACAGUGGAGAGACAGACCGCAGAACUGGACGCUGUGGAAACGUCGAAGGGACAGAGCAGCUCCAAGGAGGCGGAGCAUCUAUGCUCGUUCCAGAGAAGUAUGGAGGACAACAGAACGGUACUCGGAGAGUUGCUUUUGACCUUCACCACGUUGUGCCCCCACCUCAGCCAGUCUGAGCGAUCAAACGCCCACACGGAGCAGAGGAACCUACACGAGAGGUGGAGAGGCCUGGAGAGAGCUGUGGAGAGGAGCCUUCAUCACACAAGGGUCCACUCUCACGAGACCAGCAGCCUUCAGUCAGAGAUAUCAAACCUCCGGGAACAUUUGGAAACAAUUGACAAAGACCUCGAGGCCAAGUCUCCUGCGGUCACUCAGUGGAAUUGCAAGAAGGCUCAGCAGCUGAUGGAAGCCAAUGCUGAGGUUAAAGCCGCCAAGCAGAAGUUCCUCUAUUUGCAGAAGCGUUCAGAGGCACUAAUGCUCAGCUCACGUUGGGAGAAGGAAACAAAAGAAAUACAACAGGGGCUCCAGAUGAUCCAAGACAAACUCAGUCACACAGAAGAACUAGUGUCCAGUCAAACCCAGAGCAGCAGCAACCCCAUCAUGGAGAAAAUCAUCACAGUGAUGAGGGACGGCCUGGCCUGGGCGAAGCAGACAGAGAGUGAUAUCGAGGGAAGGAGGAAGACGGUGGCUCUCCUCCCUGAAGAGGUUCACCGGCAGCUCAGAGAUCUGAAGAAGCUGCAGUCGGAGGUGAUGAGCAAACAAGGCCAACUGGAGUCACUGGUGGAGGAGGUGACGGAGCUCCUUCCACAGCUGGACCAGGCGGAGGAGGUGCCCGUGGUUCGCACUUCUCUUCAAACACUUCAAAAACUCUCAUACUCCACCACUGAUAAGUUAGCCAAAGCUGUGAGAGAGAUAGAGUCAGGACUGCAGACCAGAGAAAAGAUGUCCGAGCAGAUUGCUGACCUAGAUUCCUGGGUUGUGGCUCACCUGCACAGGGAGGCCUCCAGGAGUGAAGACAGUGAGUUGAGAAACCCAACUGAGCUCGAUCGCAGAGUUCGUCAGCUGCAGGAGACACUGGCUGAGGCUGACAAGCAGUCCGCCGUCUGUGAGGCGCUGUUGAUGAAGAGUAAAGACAUUUCCUCUGAACUCAGCAUCUCAGAGAAAUGUCAACUCUUUGAAAAGCUAACUAACCUCCAGGAAGACAUCAGAGCCAUUAGUAGCUAUGAAAAGGUCAACAAGAAGGAGCUGGAUGAAUUCGUCCAAACUCGAGAGUCCAACAAGAAGAAUCUGGUCACCAUCGAACAAAGCCUGAGGCAGAUGAUAGGGGAUCUCAGCAGACACAGGUAUCCCAUCACAAGUGAGUCCCUGCAACCUAUAGAACCUUUCAAACACAUGAUUCUGGAGCAUAAAUCCCAGGUGGACCUCCUGCAGCCCUCGAUUCCCCAGGAAAAGACAAAAGAACUCCACUCGAUCAUUUCUGAAAUUCACAGCAAAUUGAUCAACCUGGAAACCAAAGGCAGGGAGCAUGAGAAGUACCUGGGCAUGAGGCAGCGAGUGGAGGACCUCAGGGAGAACGUUCGGGAGCAGGUCCGACAGACUAAAGACGACAGCAAACAGCUGGAGGACAAGUACAGAAGAUGUCAGACCCUCAUUGUCCAGAUUCCUCUGAUAAAGUGGUUGUGUGAGGAGGCUCGCUCCGAACUCCAGACGAUCUCCACUGACCUCUACCCCUCUCAGCUGGCCGCAGAACAGCAGAGGCUCAAACAGAGCGACGAGAGCCUGGACACGUUGCAGAUCAUGCUCUACAACAACCUCAGCAUCAUCGAGUGGAACCUGCUGAAGGAACUGGACCUGGAAUCGGUGAAGAAAGACACCGAGGCUUUUCUCUCAAAGAACCAGCAGGAGCUUGGGAAAGUCACCGUGCUGGAGCCAAAUGAAACAGCAAUCGACAAAGAAUACCAGAGAAUCUUGUCUUUGAAAAAGACAGUCGAGUCCAGAAUAAGAGCGCUGGAGAUUCUCGAGCAGAAGAAGGGAAAAAGAAGAGGAAGCAAGUCCCAAGAGCGGUCGGCCUUGAAGAAAUCAGUCCUGAGUGAAUGUGACUCAAAAAUGGAAAACCUCCUCCAGGCCCGGGAGUCUUUGAGAAGCUACACCCGUGCUGUGAAAGUAGCGGUGCAGUUCCUGAGGGACAUCGAGCUGUGUCUGCUGCCCCCGUGUGGCUCCGCUGGGCCCUGCAGCGAGAGGCUGGAGGAGACCCAGGAGGCUCUGGUGUCUCUGCAGCAGCAGUUCCAGACCCACGUAGAGCGGCUCCAGAGCCAGUUUGCUCUGCACCCUUACCUGUCGCCUCAGAAGACCGAGCAGCUCCAGGAGAACAUCCUGAGCCAGCUCCUGGUGAGGAUGUCCACGCUCCAGGCAAAGGGCCACGUCCAACUGGAGAGUCUCAGCAGGUGUGCGGAACAUCACAGAUCUUUCAACAAGUCCCAGGAGGAAAUCUUCCAGAGAGUGAAGGGUGCAGAAAGCAGCUUGUUGCAGUUUAUCUCUCAGAAACCAACCUGUCUCACUGACUGCACGGACCAGGAGGCAAAGCUCCGAGCUCUGUCGGAGGAGGUGCAGUCCCUGCUGAGGCGUCUGGAGGAGCUGAACGAGUGGUGCCCGGAGCAGAGCUGUCGUGGAGGCCGGGAGGCCACGGUCACCGCCGUCUGGAAAACGGUAUCCAGACUUCGCCGCUGCACUCGGGAGCUCGCACCUCGCAGCAAACAGGGGAUCGCAGAGUGGAGCGAUGUCACCAACAGUGUGGAAAAGGCCUCUACUGUCCUGGAGCUGGUGGAGGCGGAGCUUCCUGACGGCUCACAGGCGAAGGCGUCCACUGAAGAGCUUCACGACGUGCUGCAGUCCCGGGAACAGUACCAGGACCGACUGGACUGCGAGCAUCGAUCCCUGUCGGCGCUGGAGCUGCGUGCCGCAAGGAUGCUGGGUGUCCCCGCCCACCUGGAGCAGGCCCCUCCCACUCCGCUCUGUCAGCAGCUGCAGGCGAUGCAGGCCCGAUACAGCAGUGUGAAGCAGAGGAGCAAGGAGGGUUUGGAGGCUUCCAGGCUGGAGCUGCAGGAGAGGGAAAAGGUGUGGAAGGACCUGCAGGGCGUCCGGGUUUGGCUGGAGGCCGCAGACGGUCUUCUGUCGGAGAUGGAGAAGAGCAGCAGCACACAGGAGCUACAGGAGGUCCACGGCCAGCUCUUUACCCAGAAGGCUUUGCUGCUGCGCAUCAUGGAGAGCAUGAAAACGAAGUACUCCGACAUGUACACGCUGGUCCCAGUCGAGAUCGAGGGCCAACUGCAGGAGGUCAAUCAAUCCCUGCAGCAAGUGGAAGUGAAGGUGGGAGAAGCUGUGCAGCGGAGCGGACCCGUCCACAGGCUCGGAGCAAAGCUGUCAGAGAUCCAGGCUGGUCUGAGGUCAGUCCAGAAGAGACUGGAGCAGAGAAGUCCGACUGUGAUCGAAGCCAAGGUCACUCAGAAGCGAGUGUGGGAUGAGCUGGACGUGUGGCACUCGUGUCUGGCAGCGCUGGAGGUGGACAUGCAGGACCUGGACAAACCAGAGGAGGCUCUGUCCCUCACCGAGAGGAUGGUGGAGGUCCAGCAGCGUCACUCACAACUGGCCAAGCAGGCCGAGCAGAGGACCACCCUCCUCAGCAAGACUCAAACGUGGCUUCAGGAGCAUCGGGAGAUGAUCAGCAGCUCUAAGAGCUGGAUGUCUGAAGCUCAGUCGUGGCUCGCUGCGCCCUGCACCUACACCAGCGCUAAAUGUCUGAGCAGCCACGUUCACACUCUGCAGAUGGUGUUGGGUGACUCGGCACAGAUCCGCACGACUCUGCAGGGCUUCACCUCGGUGCUGCAGGAAAUGUCGCAGAUUUGCGACGUUGCGAACCUCCACCAGCAGCUGGUCGAAGCCGAUCGACAAGUGGCCGACGUUCAAGACAGCUUCACUGCUCCUCUGUCUCAGCUGGAGCACGCUGCUGCUGAGGUGGAGGCCAUUGAGAGCGAGGUCAAGCGGAUGGAGAGCGAAGUGGCCGAGAUCAAGACGUUGUUAUCGUCUCCGGAGACGUUCCCCAGCCCCCGAGAGGAGAGUCUGAAGGAGGUUGAGAAGAAGAUCCAGACCAUGAGGACGACAGUGGCUGAGAUCCAGAGGUGUAAACCAGACCUUUGUCUUCCAGAGAAGUCCGAAGAGACUCUGACCGUCUUCACUGUCGUGGACCAGCUCCAGAACCUGCUGCUGGAACUGGAGAAGAAGGUCCCUGCUCUGUUCAUCCAGCAGCCUCCGACUCCGGUCCAGACCAAAGCUCCGUCGGCCGAACAGACGACAACUCGGCCUCAGCUCCUGAAAUCCUCUUCGGAGGAGGCAGAGAAGGAAGACGCAGAGGAAGGACAGAUCAAAAUCGUCCACGUGGAAGAGGAUGUGCUGACGAGACUUGGAGCGACGCUGCAGACGGUGGAGCAGUCCCCCCCCGAGCAGAGAAUCAGUCCUCAGCAGCCCGAGCAUCAUGGCGUGCUCCAGGCUGAGGAAGAGCAGAAAGACAGUGAGCAGCAGAGAGAGGAAGAAGGUGGAGGAGGUUUUUUCUGGUGGCUCUGGGAGGUUUUCCUGGGCGGUUCUCCAGAGGAGCCUGAGGUCGUCGAGUCGGAGGAAAGCGAAGCUGCCUCCGGACAAAGCCCCGAACAGACUGGAGAGGAGACACAGGAUGUUCAGGAAACCUCUGACCCAACAGAAGCAAGUUCAUCUGAAGCUUUAUCUAGACCCCCGGGCACAGGCUCGACUCAGUCCCUGCCUGAGAGCAUGGUAAACACGCCCUCCACCGUUAACGUUUCCAAAGCCGCCUCCGGGCCCCAACAGAGAUGUGUCGUCUCCUAAAUCUAGAAAUCUAGAGCUAGAACCUUUCACUUCUUCUCCCUCUAAGCCAAGAACUACUUCUAGAUGUGAGUGUAAAAUCAAACAGAUUCCACAGGUCUAUGCUUCAAAAAUAGUCCUGAAACUUGUCAGUUCUGUUCUGAAAACCAUCCUGGAGCUCCCAGCCUCUUCUAGAACCUGCCUUAGAACUCACACUGUGCUCUAGAAUCAGUGGCCAACCAUUCCUUCUAGAGCCAAGUCUACAACACCAGUGUCUUCUACAACCUGGAUUAUACAUCUUCUUCUAUUUCCGUCCCUAGAAUGUUCUAGAAUGGAGCUCCUACUAUUUUCUAGUCCCAUCCUAGUACUACGUCAGUAAUUCCAAAUUCUACUGCCAAAUUGUACGCUCUGUAAAUCUGUAAAAUCGACUACUUCUAAAAAACCCACUAAUACACACAAGUCUAGAGCUUUACAUUUCUUCAGCCAUUGACUUUUUCUAGAACCAUUUAUUUUCCUUGCAAUCAAACAUGAGAACUCCUCACUUUCUCAAGAACCAAAUCUACAACACCUAUUUCUUCUAGAACAUAUUCUUGGUCUCCUAUUUCCUUCUAGUCCUUAGAGCUCUUCUAGAAUUAAAUUAUGAUUUCAAGACUUCAAGGCUUUUCUAGAACGAGGCUUGAAACUCACUUUUUUCCAAAAUCUGUCAUUUCUUUCCUGCAAACUUCUAAUCUCUUGAAAAUCAGCUGAGAGCAUUCAUUCUUUUUGAUUCGAGUCUAGAACACCUGACGUGUUCAAGCACCAAAUCUAGAGCUUAGAGUUCUUCUAGAAAUGUCUCACUUUAAACACUUCAGUGCAUUUACAUGGCAGAGAAUUCCAGAUGUGAACCUCCACAGUCUGUGGUUGUUGGAUCAUUUAUCGGUGUUGCAAUUUAAAAAUGUAAAAAAUAUAAUUUGUGCCAAAGUUUUGCGUGUUUACAUGAAAGAUUACUGAGCUCACAUCCUCCAGAGUAAUUCUGCCGAUUCGGUAUCAGGUGGACGCCACAGAGACGUGGUUCAAGAUGACUCGGCACAUUAUUUACCACUAAGAGAGAAGUGGUCGUCAUGGUGAUGGUUUCUCUUUUACCAGUAAAAGCAGACUGGUGAUAUUUAGCAUGAGGGAGAAGCUUAAUGAAUUUACCUUGAUUCUCAUGGGUUAGUGUUUUUAUAAAAGGCAGAAACAAAGUGUACGAUGUUUUUUAACGUGUUUCAUUUAUCGGGACUGGUGAUUUCAAAUAGUUCAACCUCUUGAUUUGUUGAUUUGUUCUUUUGCUUUCUGAGCUCAUUUGCAAACGCAGAAAUAAACUCGUUGAUUGCUUGCUCAUAUGCUUCUGCCACUUGUAUUCCCAUGAGCUGAACGUGAUGAUAAAUGGAUGUUUACAGAGGUGAUUGAUUAAUUAGAGCAGUCUUCACUUUGGUGAAACGCUCCGUCACUGCCGGGCAGCAGGAAGAAGAGAAUCCCACUUUGUUAUGGAUCAGCUUUUAUACUUAAGGAAACCGAUUGUUGGCCAUGAAAAUGCACUGGUUUGACCUGAUUACUGAUCAACACUCUGCUGCUGGCAGGUGAAAGCCUCCUCGUCUUGUUUUACUCAAUUAGAGGCUUUGAAAACUUGUUGUUUGUUCUCAUGCAAGAUUAAUAAAGACUCUUUUAGUAUUUAAAUAAUGCAUCAAUAUUAAAUCUAUGGACAGUAACAAGGCCUAAGAUGCUGCCGUGUUUUCAGAGAUGUGAGGUUUUCACCUGAAAGCAGCGACACUGAGAUGUCUUACAUUUUACGGCAUGUGCUGUACUUGUACAUUGUUCCACUUUUGUCUUUCCAUUCUGUCCACAUAUCCAAACAGGAGCACGAAUCCAAAUAAACCCACAACAGUGAUCUA
Hippoglossus stenolepis (Pacific halibut) is the source of this 20112-nucleotide messenger RNA. Its product is annotated as nesprin-2. The record is from RefSeq and is a predicted model, not a curated record. Lineage: Eukaryota; Metazoa; Chordata; Actinopteri; Pleuronectiformes; Pleuronectidae. Bases 44 to 18226 code for a protein of 6060 amino acids. The transcript has 57 exons.